UGUUCAACAGAGACACUUAUACUAUUUAUACUUAAGAAGAAUAGUAGACUAUAUCUAUACAUAGACUAUAGAGGUCUUAAUAAGAUGAUAAUUAAGAAUCACUAUUUAUUACUAUUAUUAUUAUUAUUAUUAUUCUUCCAUUAUACUCAUAUGCAAGCGGAGCUUAUGAUGA
Molecule: messenger RNA, 172 nt
Organism: Blastomyces gilchristii SLH14081
Lineage: Eukaryota; Fungi; Ascomycota; Eurotiomycetes; Onygenales; Ajellomycetaceae
Exons: 1
Source: RefSeq, a predicted model, not a curated record